Messenger RNA from Paramormyrops kingsleyae, 3427 nucleotides. NCBI's taxonomy places the organism in Eukaryota, Metazoa, Chordata, Actinopteri, Osteoglossiformes, Mormyridae. The record is from RefSeq and is a predicted model, not a curated record.
AAGGGGGGGCUUGGCUACGCGCGGGCGGGAAGGGGACGGAGGAGUUCGGGAAUCGGGAGUGUGUGAACGAGAGUGGGGGACGAUUAAAGUUGAAGUUAUCAUAACAGUUGUGUGAUUAUUGGUCUAACAUUGGUAGCAGAGGAUGGCUGCUGCUGGGAAUUACAAAGUGCCGCCAUCGUUCGAUGAGAAGACGUCUUUUGAAAGUUGGAAAAAUGAAAUUGAAAUCUGGAGACUCGUUACGGACUUGGACAAAAAAAGGCAGGCUCUAGCGAUUACUUUAUCGCUAUCGGGAAGAGCGAGGGAAAGCGCACUGGAAAUCGCAGCCCACGACCUCAACACGGAUACGGGGAUGGAUGUUCUUCUAAACAAACUGGACUCUGUGUUUUUAAAAGAAGAAAAAGAUCGACAGUACGAAGCUUACACGGAAUUUGAUCGGAUCAACAGACAAAGUGGCACGUCGAUGGUGGAUUACAUUAUCGAAUUUGAACGACGGUACAACAAGAUACCCUUGAAAAGGAUUUUCGGCGAUAACGUCUCUUCGCCACAAGAGAGCGAUUCCGCUUACUUCACAAAGUACACAGGCAAGCGUGAACGUAAUUCAAACUCAGCGCAACCCCAAAGAACAGCUGCAGGGACUAAUCCGCUUGACAAGUAUGGGAGGAGAACAAGAUGUGCAGUAUGCCAAAGCACUUAUCACUGGGUAAAAGAUUGCCCUAACAAAACAGAACAUGUGAAGUUAGCAAAAGCUGAGGGAUUAAAGAGUGAUGUUGAAGAAUGUAAUAUUACUCUGUUUUCAAACGAAUCACCCUCUGAUACACAAAUAUUCAUGAUGGAAGCUUUGGGGUCUGCCGUAAUUGACACUGCUUGUACAAGAACUGUGUGUGGAGAAAAAUGGCUUGCAGAUUAUAUAAGUGAGUUACCUCAGAAAGAGUUGAAAAAAAUGAAAGAUGAAAAGAGCACAAGGCCAUUCCGCUUUGGUGAUGGAAAAAUUGUGCAAUCCACAAGGAAAGUGACAAUUCCAGCAAAAAUAGGACAGACUAGAUGCAAGAUAGAAACAGAAGUUGUUCCAGCAGAUAUACCGAUGCUUUUAAGCAAGACCUCAUUAAAGAGAGCAAGUGCAGUCUUGGAUAUUGCUCAAGACAAAGCAACAAUGUUUGAUCAACCUGUAAAACUUGAACUGACAUCUUCGGGACACUAUUGUGUAAACUUGAGAAAUGAGAGCAACCUUAAUAAAAAACAGCUAGAGAGAAGUGAGACACCUACUGAUGAAGAUGAAAUUCUCAUUGUGACAGAAAACAUGACAACAAAAGAUAAAGAGACAGUCCUUCUUAAACUACACAAACAAUUUGGACAUGCAUCAGUUGACAGACUGCAAAAGCUUCUGUCUUGCUCAGGCAAUAGUGAUGAGGAAAGCAUUACAAUCCUGAGGAAUAUUAUAAAAAACUGUGAAACAUGCAUCCGAUACGGUAAACCAAAACAUAAGCCUGCAGUAGGUUUACCCAGGGCUUCAACAUACAAUGAAACUGUUGCAGUGGACCUGCAUGAGCUUGAGCCGGGACUGUGGUAUCUACAUGCCAUUGACCAUUUCACAAGAUUCAGUGCAGGAAGUAUCAUCACCACAAAAAGACCUAGGGAGAUAGUGAAGCACUUUAUCCACUGCUGGAUAAGCAUCCACGGUCCACCAUGCAAACUAUUCAGUGACAAUGGCGGUGAAUUUAAUAAUGUAGAAAUAAGAGACAUGGCGGAGAAAUUUAACAUUGAGGUUAAAACCACUGCAGGGUACAGUCCGUGGAGCAAUGGCUUGCUUGAAAGGCACAAUCAAAUUCUUACUGAAAUGUUACUGAAGGUAAAAAGAGACAAUGAGUGUGACUGGAAAACUGCUCUGGACUGGGCUUUGAUGGCGAAAAACUGUAUGCACAAUGUACAUGGCUACAGUCCCUACCAACUUGUCUUUGGACAAAAUCCAAAUCUGCCUUCAGUCCUUACUGACAGACCCCCAGCUCUGGAAACUGAAAUGAGUACAUGGAUAGCCCAGCACACUACAACGUUGCAUGCCAUGAGACGAGCUUUUACAGAGGCUGAAUGCUCUGAGAGGAUACGAAGAGCCCUUCGCAAACAGCUGCGAUCCAUUGAUGACAAAUAUGAAACGGGGGACAAAGUCUAUUACAAAAGGACGGACUGUCAUGAGUGGAAAGGUCCAGGGGUGGUCAUUGGCCAAGAUGGUGUAGUAAUAUUUGUCAGGCAUGGAGGAACCUAUGUCAGAGUACACCAGUCUAGGCUCAGAAAAGUGGAUGAACCACAGCUGAGCAUGGCAGAAACCGAAGAGGAAAAUCAGAGCAAAACAGAUGAAAAUUUUUUAAAGAUCCCAGCAGCAGUACUUGGUAAGGAACACGAUUUUGAAAAUGAACAUGGGGAGAUGGCACCAACUAAUGGUGAACCAAUUGGCAAUACAGAAGAUGAACUGCCCAGUACUGCAGAAAACAGCGAGUCCUCUGAUCCAAUACAACCUGGAGAAAGAGAUCCCACACUGUCUCACUCAACCACGGAUAUAGAAGGAUCAAAACUUAAAGUUGGACAAAUAAUUAAAUACACAGACAAAGAGACAGGUCAAACAUAUGCUGGAAAAAUAAUCAGUCGAGCAGGAAAAACCACUGGAAAAAACAGACAGUGGUACAACGUGGAAUAUAGUGAGCCAGAGGAAAUUGCUGGAUCCAUGGGUUCCAUUAAUGUGGAGCAAGUAAACAACCUUCAAGUGACACUAUCUGAAGAUGCCAAGUCGUGCACAGAUAAAAACAGAGACGAAAUAUUAGUGGUGAAGGAAGACAUUUUCUCACAAGCCAAACAAACUGAACUUGAUAACUGGAAAAGAAACAAUGUGUUUGAAGUGGAGAAAGAAAAAGGUCAGAAAUGUAUAUCAACAAGGUGGAUAUGCACACUCAAGGAAACACCAGGGGGCAUUAUACCCAAAGCUAGACUGGUUGCAAGAGGCUUUGAAGAGCUAAACACGCAGGAACUUUCUAAAGACUCACCAACAUGUUCCUCCGAGUCCCUGAAGAUGGUCAUAGCAGUAAUAUGUCUAAAUCAAUGGAAACUGAACUCCAUGGACAUUAAAGCAGCUUUUCUGCAAGGUAAAGAUUUAACCCGAGACGUGUACAUCCGACCACCUGAAGAAGCACAGGGCAAAGGAACUAUAUGGAAGUUGAACAAAUGUGUUUAUGGCCUGGCAGAUGCUUCAUUAUUCUGGUACAACAAGGUGAAAGAAACCAUGCAGAAACUGGGGGGCACAGUGUCAAAAGUUGAUCCGGCUGUCUUCUACUGGCUAGACGAUCUCUGUAAAGUGACAGGAGUACUUGCAUGUCAUGUAGAUGACUUUAUGUGGGGUGGUUCAGACAUGUUCUCCACAUUAGUCAUCCCCAAACUGAAAGCU